Molecule: messenger RNA, 1059 nt
Organism: Cladocopium goreaui
Lineage: Eukaryota; Dinophyceae; Suessiales; Symbiodiniaceae
Source: the annotation of a GenBank genome assembly
CUGCAAACGGCUUUGCCCAUUGAGCGCAUUAUGUGGGCUCGACGUUUAGGUCGAGCCACACCUGCUUUGGCGGCUUGUGGAUGCUUGGGAUUGUCGAGUUACGAUUUUGCUGCGAGAAGAGUUCGCUGCGAAGCGUCAUCACCCACCUUCUCUGUGGGCUCCUACAAUGUGCUCUGCACAACUUAUGCGCUCAAAUGGAAGGAGCGGCAGGGUAUGGAUGCCAAUGGCAAUUCCAAUUGGGCUUUGAGAUGGCCAGUGAUGAGAGACAUUUUAAAGCAAGCGAGCUUCGAUGUGCUUUGUCUCCAAGAGGUGGAGAAGACUGACGUUGAUUCGAUUGUGGCGGAUCUUGGUCCAGAGUACAAGUCUCAUUACUUCAAGCAUCCGGAGAAAGGGCGACCACCAGAUGGUCUCCUCAUCGCUGUGAAGAGCAGCGUUUGUGCUGCUCCAUCAUGGUCAGAGCGGGAUUUCAAAGGCAAAGUGAUCUUUGGAGGAGUCGAUUUUCAGCAUCCGUGCGGCGCCCGCAUCCGAGUGAUCACUGGCCACAUGAGAGGUCGGAACCAGGAGCAGCUGGAUGCUUUUGGUGCGUUUGCUGCAGAGGGCACAGCGCAGAUCGAGGUCAUCACCGCUGACUUCAAUGAAGACUUUCAGGAGAGAAGUGCAGGCACUGUCCCUUGCCCGUUUGACGGCAAGCACGUGACUUUGCGCAGGGCACCAGAUCUUCCACAGGUCUCACGGCCAGGAAACAAACAGGCCUGGGCUGAAAUGCCGCAGAGCAAAUCCAAAGAGACACGGAUUGUUCAACUUCGGCCAGGGCUGAAAAUUGAUUACAUUUGGGUCCGGGAACGUACACAGGAUUUUCAGACUGAACUUUUCUUUGAUGAAGCAUCUCGACGAGCCAUCAUAGACUCCCACAAAGACUGUGAAGCAACGGGGGAGUGGCCUAGUGACCAUGGCUGUGAAGCCCUGAGCAUCCGAUUGCGACGGAAAGCAUGGUGGCAAUUCUGGAAAUGAGAAUCUGUGGAUAUCUGCGGCACUCGUUUCUGAAAAAGAGUGCCUUGC